AUGACCAGGCUCUACUUGUUCAUCCGAUAUUUCAUCAAGCCGACCAUCAACACAAGCCAAGCCAACGCCGCCUUGAUCCCUAUUGUAUAUCGGCAAACUCAAACUCUAUACCACCACAAAAAAAUGUGCGACUUUGAGGAGUUCCUCUUCACUUGCGGCUGCUCCGAGCAGCGGCUCCAGUCCUACUGCCACGUCGCCCGCAACAACCCCCAGCACCGCUGCCACAGCGUCCGCAAGUUGCGCAACGUCUGGGACCAGAACGUCGAAUGUGAGCAGCACAUGAGGGAACGAUACAAUCAGUGGAGAUGGGCCCAGCAGCAGCAGCUUCACCAGCAGCAACAGCAACAGCAGCAGCAGCAACAACAGCGCCGUUCAAAGGGACACAACUGA
Molecule: messenger RNA, 390 nt
Organism: Pyricularia pennisetigena
Lineage: Eukaryota; Fungi; Ascomycota; Sordariomycetes; Magnaporthales; Pyriculariaceae
Exons: 3
Coding region: 1-390 (129 amino acids)
Source: RefSeq, a predicted model, not a curated record